AUGCAGCAUGCCAUCGAUUCUCAGACGAUCUCGUCGUCGAAAAGAUUCACCCUCUGCAAUUUCGCUCGCCCUUCUCUAACAUUUUCCCUAUAUCGUAGUCCGAUCUCCAACCUCCAACAUCAUCCCGUUCACAUUCUUCCUCCCGAGCUUCUCAUUCGUAUCUUUGAGCUGGGCUCGUUUGAUGAUGCCCUAUUUCUUAUCACCAUCUCCCACGUCUGUCACCCAUGGAGGAUGCUUGCUAUACACACGCAUACCCUCUGGCGGCGCUUGUCGUUUUGUUCUCAUGGAUUGCGUUUGUGGAAGGAGCGCAUAGCCCGCGCCCGUGGGUGUUCCCUCGACGUUACAAUUACACCUCCGCAGCACCAUUUUCCCGAUAUGGACGCAUUAGCCCUACAGCUGCAUCUUCUUGUCCCACACAUAUCCAGAGCCCGCUCAUUUGAGCUGCGGUUUUCAAGCUACUCGCCGUUCUUAUGGAACACUGCUCUCGGCCCCAUAUGUCGUCAAGAACAACAGGACGAUAACAUGGGCAGACAUGCUUUUACUCCAUCGGUGCGCGCGCUGCAACUGGAGAGACUUACUCUGUGUUAUCCAGAGAAUGAUGACACAAAGGAGUUUGCUCUUUUCGCAGGCGUUGCGCCUCGGUUACAUAGCGUCACGCUUGAUGGCAUUCGCCUAACCUGGCUGCCAGAGCUUUAUGGUCGCCUCACAUAUCUCGACUAUACUCACCACGGAUUCACAACUGGGCCAACCGCCGUAGAUGAAGUUCUAGGAAUGAUUCGAGUUUCAUGCGCACUACGUGAGCUUCGCAUAUGUUUUAGGGAAAGAGUACUGGAUGGAGAAGUGUUGUACCUACCUCGCGAUAACGUUCCUGCAGGACAGACUCACCUUCUGCAGCUCGAGCGGCUCGUUCUUGCCGUCGACGAAUCGGAUAUCGAUAUACCCCCUGAGCUUACAUCGCUCUUGUCCCGCCUUUCUGUGCCCAACCUUCGCGAAUUACACCUGGUCGACCUUCGCUUUCAACCCGCUAACAGACGCUGGUGGAAACCAGCGCCAUUUCUUGGACUCGGAGACGCCCUGAGCCUUUUUCAAGUCACAAUACCAUCCAGCAUCAAAGUUCUGGCGAUGGCGGGUCGCUGGACAGAUCAUUCCUCCAUUCCUGCUCUUGCGAAACGCUUCAAAGAACUUCACAAUUUGGAAGUGGAUGGUGUUGAAAAUCUUGUUCACAUGUAA
Molecule: messenger RNA, 1230 nt
Organism: Suillus subaureus
Lineage: Eukaryota; Fungi; Basidiomycota; Agaricomycetes; Boletales; Suillaceae
Exons: 3
Coding region: 1-1230 (409 amino acids)
Molecular function (GO): protein binding
Source: RefSeq, a predicted model, not a curated record